Messenger RNA from Notodromas monacha, 2583 nucleotides. The record is from the annotation of a GenBank genome assembly. NCBI's taxonomy places the organism in Eukaryota, Metazoa, Arthropoda, Ostracoda, Podocopida, Cyprididae.
GUGAUGGAUGAUCAGGAAGAUGCAAAUUCAGCAGGAGAAUCAAUGCCUUCAUCCCCAGAAUUGACACCAAGCAUGAAUGUGGACUCUUUGUCAUCCAUGCACAGGGAUUGUCAGCCAUUUUUCCUGCAUCCACCUGUUGCACCAGCACCUGCUGCUGCUGCUGCUGCUGCUUCAGCAGUCACCAACACCAAUGGAUUCUACCUUAACCCAAUGUCCAAGGCCUUGUCCUCUUCCACAUCCUCAAGCUCUUCCACCUCAUCUGUGGACCAUGACAGUUCCAAGCGCCCUCUGCUGAGCAAGAAAGGUGGCUUGAGGAAGGCCAAGGAAAGGAGACCUUCUUCCACUUGCAGUUCUUCUGUGAAAGAUGGUUCUCAAGAACAUGAGCCAUUUUUCUUGCACUGCAGCAAGCCAUUGGAUGCCCUGGAGAAGAUGAUGUCCAAGGACCCCGUGAGGAAUUUGUUUGGGUCCUCACAUCCCAAGACUGCAGUUCCUGCUCACAUCCUGGGUUCAGGGGCUUCAGGCUCAGCUCUCAACAGAGGCAAUGCCUUGCCACCAUCUUCAGAAAUGCCUCCUGAGGCCAGCAAACAUGGUGGGUCUUCAUCAGAGAGCUCAGGUCUGCCACCCAGACCCACUAGGGCACCACCACCAGUUCCUGUCAUCCAAAACAUCAAAGUGAAAGCAGAAGUGCAUGUGAGUUCAGAGUCUGAAAUCAGCAUGAGCUUUUCAGAGCUGAGUAACACUGGAGAGAAUGAGUAUGAGGACAUCAAGCACAACAUCAUCAGCAGUUCCAGCAGCAAUGCUGGAGACUCUGGAUUUGAAAACAUUCCUCCUCCACCAGACUUUGCCAGUGUAUCAAAGCCCAAGCAGGACACCAAGGUAGAAUACAUUCAGAAGCAAGAGGAAAAUAUGGAAGAAAAGGCAUCCAGUGGAGAAGAAGAAGCUGAGGAGGAGGAUGAGGAGGAAGAAGAAGAACAAGAAGAAGAACAACAACAACAACAACAACAUGAAGAAGAAGAAGAAGAAGAAGACCAAGAACAAGAACAAGAGGAUCCUCCCAAGAAAGAAGAAAGACCUCAACAGUCCACAGAGAUCCCUCCACCUCCUCCUCCCCCAGAGAUCACCAUCACAAACUCAGAAGAUUCAUCAGAUUUGAAUGGUAGUGCUGAAAGGGAAAGUUUUGAUGUUGCCAAACCUGUGGACAGUUUGAUAUUUGGACACCGGAAACUGAGCAGACCAACUUCUUUGCCCAUAGACUUUGCAGAACAGUACAGCAAAACUUUAUCUGAGAUGACCAAUCCCUCAGGCAAAGGUUUGCUGAAGGUUGGGAAAGGAGAGCAGCAAGAUGGCAGUGCCAGCAACAGCCUCAUCAGGCCACCAACUCGCCUUCAACUCCGCCAGAUGGUGCUGCCUUUUGUGCCCCCCAAGUUCCCAGCUGGCAGUGGGGAAUCUGAUGCCCUCAUCAAGCCAUCAGAAUAUCUGAAGAAUUCUGCUCAUGAUGAAAGUGACCAGUCAAGCCUCAUUUCAAGCUACUCAGCAGAGAGUGGGAUAGAGAGUCUCAUGUCCAGUGGUGGGUCCUCCAACAUCAGUUGCCCACCUCCAGCUCCUGCUUUGCCAGUCAUUCCAGAGCAAGACACAGAGCCAGUGUCUUGCAUCACAGAGUCAAAAGUUGUCUGCACUGAGGCUAUUGAUGAAGUUGUGGUGAAGUGUCCUCCUCCUCCACCACCACCACCUCCUGCUGUGUCCACUCCCACCACAACCCCCAAGGGUUUCAUCAGUGUCCAGGAGAUUCAGAAAGUCCAGCUCAAGAAGACUGAGAACAAGUUGUCCAAGACUCUUUCUGCUCCAGUGCUGAGCAAGUCUGAAAGUGUACCAGCACAACCUGCAUCACCAAUGUCUCCCAAAGAACAAGCAGCUGCUGAGCUCAUUGAAGAACUCAAACUCAGCAGGGCAGUUGGAGGAAUCAAAAAGCUCAAAGAAGAAAGAGCAAAGGAUGAACUAAAGCGCCAAGAACUUCAGGCCAAAGAGCUCAACAAACAGUUCACCCCUGGCAACUUUGUAGACAAGAUCCCUGACCAUGAUGCCCAGGGAAACCCAAUCCCAGACUGGAAGCGCCAAAUGUUGGCAAGAAAGGCUGCAGAAAAGGCCAAGAAAGAAGCCCAAGAAGAAAGAGAGCGCGAAGAAGAACGUCGCAGACAAGAAAAGAUCCCCCCUUGGAAGCGUCAGCUCCUGCAGAAAAAUGGGGAUCACCGACAGAGCUGUGGAAACCUGUACACUCCUAAAAUCCAGGAGAAACCCAAACCAGAACCUGCAAAUGAUGAUGAGCAACCUGUAGAUGAGAAUGAUGUCAUGCCAUGGAGAUCCAUCCUGCGCAAGACCAACAGCAUCCUGAACCUGGCAGAUUAACCUCUUCCACAAAUUGUACACAUUCCUGCAACACCCUCCAGAAAAAAAUUCCUCUCUUUCCUCUCAGACAUUGUGAUAAUGUUGUGAUAGCUUCCCAAAAACUCUUUCCAAGAAAUUGCACAGUCAAAAAAAGUUCCUAAUUGUGACUUCAAUUGCUAUGGGUUCAGGUUGAAACCAUGC